AUGUCUACAGAUUCAAUUCAGUCAUCUUCUACACUACGACCAUAUAUUGGUGCACGUCGAAUUCGGAGUUAUUUAAGUGAUAACGCAAAAACUUCAUCUUUAUCGAACAAUUGUUUUUCUUCAACGGCUCCUCUAUCAGAAUCAACUAUAAUCAGUGAGUCUGAGCAAAAUAAUGAUUUAUCAAAUGUAAAAACAGCGGGCGCUUUUCAAACACAAGAGGAAGAACAACUUCCAUUGAAGCGCUUCUCAUCUGCGAUUCUUCAAGACGAGCGACAGCCGUAUCUGCAAGAAGACCAGAAAGUAAAAGGAUUUUUGCCGUCAACAUUAUCGUCAUCACGUUUCUUCUCUCCAACUACUCACAACAUUACGCCUUUAUCUGUCUACGACUAUUCUUCUUCUUCUUCUUUUUCUUCUCCUACUUUCGUUACAGAGCAACAACAUUUUCACUAUCCUUCUCGUCAAUACGAACAACAUUCAUACUACCAACCAUUGAAUAGUGAAAAAGAAAAUAAGCAACUUACAGCUUUAGAAAAAUUUGAACAACCAUUAGAAGAACAGCAAAAACAAAAACAAUCAUCGACAAAUUUAAUAUCGAUUCGUAAUCAAAACGUUGAUUCAACCGACGCCCCCGAAGAAAAUAGUUUGCUUUCAUCAACCUCCUUUUCUUUAACUGACACAACCGUAGAGAAUAAUAACAGCGAUAAUCAAUCCUACCUUUUAACGUCGACACCCAUUAUUUCUCCCCUCCUAUUUCAUAGUGCAACAGCAAAUAACAAAAUAUUCCCUACAUUAUUAUCUGAUAAAAACAAUAAUAGCCAGCUACAACCUUUACAAUUAGACAGUACAUUAGAUCAAUCGUCUAUUAUAUCAACAAACGGCUUAAUAAGUGAUAUUCAACGUGUAGUCGAUGUUAGCCCAUUAAACAAGAUGUCAUCAUUACGAUAUUCAUCAAAUUUAGGUGAUAGUACAAUAGGAACACAUCCGUUUGAUCAACGAAUUACCGAUCAAGGCAAUAAAUAUAUAAUUCAACUUAAAACUGAUGAAUACCAAGAAAAUGAAUUUACAAUAAAACCACGUUAUUCACUGAAUCAAUUAGUUAUUGAUGCUAAACAUCGUGAAGAAGAUAGUUUUGGUGGCUAUGUACAUCGUGAACUACAUAAAAUUUUUAACAUUCCAAAGCAUAUCGAUAUAAAUCAAUUUACAUAUUCGUAUAAUAAACAAACACAAGAAUUAGCAAUUGAAAUGCCGUAUUUACAAGCAUCGACAACUAUUAACGAAAAUCAACAUAGUUCAUCGUUUAAUUCGUCUACAAAUAACACAACGGAAUCAUUAAAUCAUUCUUAUGAAAAUGGGAAUCGAAUCAAUGAUGAAAAUAUCUUAUCAACGAAUUUAACUCGUUCAAAUUAUUAUAAUGAUAGUAACAAUACAAGUGGUAUUGGAACAACAGCAGCUGAUGUAACAUUCAAUCCAAGUUUAAAUACAACAGCUGCACCGAUUUAUGAAUCAUCAAUAGGAAGUACGAAGCCAUUUGAUUUUGAUUUAUUUCACCGAUCUGCUUUUCGACCACAAAUUCGAACAACAUCAGAUGAUAAUAAUAAAAAAUUAACUAUGUCAUUAGAUUUAAGUGAAUAUCAACCUGAAGAUAUAAAAGUAUCUGUUAAAGACGGCGAAUUAAUUGUUAAAGCUGAAAGAAAAACCGAAACUGAUACACGUAAAUCUCGUACGUCAUUUUUCCAGUCAACUAGUUUACCGCCACAAACAGACAUCGAUCAUCUUCAAUCAAAAUAUAUUGAUGGAAAAUUAGUUAUUGAGGCUCCUUAUCUUGAUAAAAACAGUAGCGAAGGAAAAACUAUUACUACCGGUACUAGUACAACACAUCAAGGACAGAAUUGGCCAAGAGCAACCGAAUCGCAACAGCAAACUACCUACGAUGAUCCGUUCGAACAACGAACAGAGACUAUUACAGAAUUUGUUCGUCGUCUACCAUUAUAA
This is a messenger RNA of Rotaria socialis, 1992 nucleotides long. NCBI's taxonomy places the organism in Eukaryota, Metazoa, Rotifera, Eurotatoria, Philodinida, Philodinidae. The record is from the annotation of a GenBank genome assembly.